AUGGGGGAUUCACAACAAGGAAAUAAGAAAGGAAAGGGCAAAGAGAAAGAGAACUAUGAAUCUUGGACCAUGGAUGAUACUAAUGUGUUGUUGCACCUCUUGGUGGAUGCUAUCAACAAUGGAUUGUGUGAUGCUAAUGGAUCACUUAGCAAACAAAAUGUAGAAAGAGUGAUACUUCAUCAUCUUAAUGCAAAGACUAGGUUUCCUAAAACUUAUAAUCAUUACUUGAGUCGGCUAAAGUGGUUGAAGAACAAAUAUAACAAAAUGUCGACGCUUAUGCGUAACAACUCUGGCUUUGGGUGGGACACAGUUACAAAGACAUUAACUGCUAGUGAUGAAGUAUGGGAAGUUUACUUGAAGGUAUAUUAA
Molecule: messenger RNA, 369 nt
Organism: Gastrolobium bilobum
Lineage: Eukaryota; Viridiplantae; Streptophyta; Magnoliopsida; Fabales; Fabaceae
Exons: 1
Coding region: 1-369 (122 amino acids)
Source: RefSeq, a predicted model, not a curated record